This is a messenger RNA of Halichondria panicea, 1725 nucleotides long. Its product is annotated as TNF receptor-associated factor 5-like. The coding region runs from base 82 to 1536 and encodes 484 amino acids. Gene Ontology annotation, molecular function: zinc ion binding; protein binding. The record is from RefSeq and is a predicted model, not a curated record. The transcript has a single exon. NCBI's taxonomy places the organism in Eukaryota, Metazoa, Porifera, Demospongiae, Suberitida, Halichondriidae.
AUAUAAAGACAUUGCAUCACAACAUAGCACAUAUAAUUGCUAUUGAAACAAGAUUGCAAUAGUCAAGCACACAGCCACAAUAUGGACGACUUCGGAGGUUACGAUUAUGAAUUUAUAGAUAGUGUUCAAGAUCGUUACAAGUGUACAAUUUGUACUAAAGUAUUGAGAGAUCCUGAGCUAACAGUUUGCUGUGGUCAACACUACUGUGGAACCUGUCUAUUGCAGUGGUUUACGAAACAGCACAAGACGAGUUGUCCUUAUUGCAGAACGGAGGGCUCUCAGUUCCAACAUGUGAAGAACAAGGGAUUAAAGAGUGAGAUUAGCCAGCUCAAGAUUUCGUGCUCCAAUAAGUGCCAUGGCUGUGAGUGGACGGGGGAACUUGGAGAGUUAAGUGAUCAUCUGAAGCGUUCAGGAGAAAGUGGCUGCAGCUAUGCCAAGAUCGAGUGCCCUAAUAAGUGUAGUGUGAAAGUGAUUCGUAUUAACCUAGCAAGUCACAUCAUUACCGAGUGUAGCCAGAGACAAGAAAAGUGUCAGCACUGUGGAAAACAGGAUACAUUUGCAGCUAUUGCAGAGCACAAGAUUGUGUGCCUCAAUUUCCCAUUAGUUUGCCCCAACAAUUGUGACAGCGAUUUAAUUGAAAGAGGAAAGAUGCCAGAGCACUUGAAAAUAUGCCCCAAGCGAAAACAGGAGUGUCCGUUUGAAGUAGCUGGUUGUACAGUCAGCUUGAAGCCAGGAGAUCUAGAGAGACAUAUGGAGAGUAGCAUGAUACAACAUAUGCAAAUGCUUGCGAUUGAACACAAAGAAAUGAAGGAAAAGACUACAAAGAUGGAAAGUGAGCUUAAAAGCAUGCAAGAAAAACAAGCUAAAGAGAAAGAAACUGCCAAAAUGCUUAAACAGUCUUUAAUUUUUGAGCUUAGAGCUUUGGACGGGAGUGUACAUGGUGGCAUGAAAAGUGCAGCAUAUGAAGCUAUUGAGACUAUUCUUGAGGAAGAGAGUGACAUUAUGAACAAGCCUGAGCCGACAGCGUUUCGACUUCUCAACUUCUCCCAACUAGCUAGAUCUAGCACAACAUGGUACAGUGCUCCCUUUACCAUUCAACACUACAAGUUAUGUCUAGCUGUGCAUCCUAGAGGCUUGGGCUCAGGCUUUGAAUCGCAUGCCUCCCUCUCCUUGAUUCUACUGGAAGUCCGUACAGCCACUACGAGUGAGAGCCCGACCUUUAGUAGCCUACUUUCUUCUAUCCACGUGCUUGUUCCAAUGCUAAAGCUUGGUUCUGGGAACUACCAUCGCGUCUAUCUCAGUGGGAUUUGCGGUGCGAACAUUGAUCUUUCUCUUCUGACAGAGGGGGAAGACAAUCGCAUUCUGGGGACUCGAGAGGAAUGGAUUACCCACGAAGCUGUGUCGCAAGGACUGUGGAAUGAUUCAUUGAUUGUCAAGAUCGAGCAAGCAGAGGAAAAACCAUCAUUUGAGGAGAUGCAGGCGGCUUUGAUGAGGCGUGCUAUGAACUCGGGGAGGGCAGAGUGCAAUCCAUCCUAGUUUGCUCCAUGCACGUACAUGCUGGUACCGAACAUAAGCUAUAUAUUACAGCGAAUAGUGUUUACUUAUAAGCCACUUGUAGUGUAUAUAUAAUGUAUGAUUAAUGUAUACAAUGUAGAUCUACUUUUAACGGACACACACAGUUAACGUAUGAAAAUUCCCUGAACAUGUAUCUUUAUGUAUUUUUAA